UAAAAAAGACAAUUGAUGAAAUGUGAAAAGAAAUAUCUGUACUCAUUUUUUGCACCUUGAACAUGUUCUUUUAAUUUUUCAGGUGGAAAAGAUGACAUCUGUUAUAGAACUGCUUGUGGAAAUUAUGGCUUGCCUAACAGAAAACCAGUAUGAGAUAUUCAAGCAGUUGAUCAGAUAUGAAGUCUACAAAACAUAUAAAUCAUACAACCCUCGUUUGCUGGGGCAGACAAACCAUCAGGACACUGCGUGUGUUACAGUUUCGACUUUUGGCCAAAACUCUGUUGUGAAGACGAUGAAGAUUUUAAAGAAGAUGAACAGAACUGAUCUGGUGCAGAAGUUGUUGGAGACCAGCUCAAGUUUCAAAAAGAAACGCUCAGAUGAACCACGCUCUGUCCUGUUGGAGAAAGCAGCAACAAUUGCAGCUGUUAAAGAGCUGCUUUUGGAAAUCCUGCAUUCUUUAAAUAAUGGGGAGUUCAGGAAAUUCAGGAAGUUUCUGCUGUCGGCCUUUCAAAAGGACUCCAAAGACAUCCCACUUUUAUUGAGAUACUCAAACGACCGUACAAAAAUAUUGGAUGUGAUGGUGCAGACCUACGGGCGACAGUCUGUGGAUGAGACCAGAGAGAUUUUAAAGAAGUUGCACAGAGUUGAUCUCAUGCAGAUGUUUUCAGAGACUAGCUCAGAACCCAAAGUGGAUGAGCAUCAACCUCCAGUCUUUGAAAAAACGGUAAAGGAAGAUGUGGAACAUGUUCUUUCGGAAACAUUGAGUGGUUUGAAAUUUAAGGAGUUUGAGAAAUUUAAGUGGGUGCUGCAGCUCACAUACUUCCAGAGGAGUUUUACACGAAUCCAGUGGCACGACAUGGAGUGGGCAACAACUCCAGAUGAACUGGUGUAUCUGAUGGUGAGGAACCAGCAGCCUGUGGAGGUGACCAAAGAGGUUUUAUUGGACAUGAACAGAACUGAUCUAGUUGAGAGGCUGAUGGGGACAGACUCAGGACUUCAAGAGAAACAUCGGCCUAAACUGCCUCAUCAAAAAUCCACAAGAUCACUUCAUUGGACACUUCGGCAAACAUUGAGAGGCUUAAGAUAUGAAGAGCACAAGCUAUUCAAGCAUCACCUGCUGCAUAUCGCCCAAGAAAAAGGCCUCCCAGCCCCAGAACAACAAAUGAAGAAGGCAGACAGAGAUGAUAUAGUGAUGCUGAUGGUGAACAUCUAUGGCCAACAGUCUGUUGAGCUGACCAAAGACGUUUUAUACAGAAUGAAGAAGACUGAUCUGCUAAAGACGCUCUCAAGGACCAGCUCAGGAUUCAACACUGAGAAGAAACUUCAGCAAAAAGGUCCACAACAUCAGGAAUCAACCAUGACACCGGUCCAUUCACAGCUUUUAGAAACACUGGAAGAAUUAGACCUGGAGAAAUUCAAACAUGUCUUGCUCUACACUAAAAUGAAAGAAGGGCUCCCAAAAAUCCCAAAGGACCAAGUGGAGACCGCAGACAAAGAUGAGAUAGUGAAGCUGAUGGUGGAGAUCUAUGGCCAACGCUGUGUGGAGGUGACAGAGGAUAUUUUAGAGAGAAUGAACAGGACUGAUCUGGUCGGAAAGUUGUCAGAAAGCAGCUCAGUAUCUAAAGGGCCUUUUGGUUGUGUGGAGCCUGACGACUGUGGACAAGAAAUGCCGGACUCUGGUCACUGGACCAAACUUGAUCCUGAAGUGAACAGUACUGAUGGAGAUGAGUCUCCUACAUACAGCCUACAGAGUGAAGUAGGAAACGGUUUUGAAUGCAAUGUCUCCGGCAUUCGCUGGAUCUGUAAGGAUAAGGUCAGCUUUCAGUACAAGUUUUGCUCUUGGGAGGAACACAUUGAGAGGAUGGAAAGCUUGAAAUACUUGCCUGCAGGUCCUCUAAUGAACAUCAAAGUCAUUGCUGGAAAGUUUGAUGAAGUGUACCUGCCACACUGGAUCUGCAUAGACGGCAACACUGACAUAUUAGGAGAGUUUGCCGUCCUCCACAUCGAUGACUGUGGUGAUGUUGUGGAACAAGUUUCCGAGGUCACGCCUUGCCAUGUCCAGUUAGCUGAACCAGUUUUCUCGCCAAAGGGGGUUCUGAUCAGAGUUGGUGCGCGUGUGAAAACACGCUGCAGCGUGUUGAUAUUUAAGAACAACAAAGCAUUCCUCAAGCUCAAUGUUUAUCUGAUCCCGUGUGAUCCUGGUCUUCGACAGGAAAUUCUCAAGAUUGAAUCAACCAACGGAAACAAAGAAAUUCGAAAACCACCUGAAUAUAAGCACUUGAGAAUGAAGGAUCGUUUUAUCCUAUCAACCGAUAUGGAUGGUGCAGCAAUUUGUCCCAAAGAAGUCAAGCUCAAAUAUGAAUUCACCGAUCCACAGUACUUUCAAGUAUGCAUAAGAAAUCCAGACACAGACUUCAUCCUCAAGCUUACAAAAAAAAAAGAGAGUACACCAGUGUGGACCCGCACAAUUGACGAAGAUGAUUACCAAAGCAAUUCCCAUGCACCAGAUGAUUACCAAGGCACUUCCCAUGCACCAGAGGUGCACUUUGUGGAUAAACACCAGUGUGACCUGAAAGCAAGGGUGAACAAUAUUGGACCAAUAUUGGAUAAGCUACUGGAAAAAGGUGUAAUCCGUCAAGAAGUUUAUGAUAAAAUAAGAGAUACCCCAACCACUCAGGAGAAGAUGAGGAAGCUCUUUCGUGGUCCCCUAAAAUCUGGAGGACAAAAAGCAAAAGACGUCUUCUACCAAAUCCUUGAGAAGGAGGAGUCAUAUCUUGUGGAUGAUCUCAAGAGGAAGGAGUCUGGAGCGGGAGCAAUCUGGAAUUAAGUGUCUUGUCCAAGUACUCAUCGGACUUGUUGCUCAGGAGCUGCGGAUCGAACCGGUUGAGAGAAGACCGUCUCUACCAAUGAACCACAUUCGGGAAAAGAAAAGUGUUUUUUGCCAGUGACCAAAAGACUGCAUAUCACAUUUCAAUACAAGGCUUCAGAUUUAAUUAAGGACAUACAAUGAAAGAUGGCUGAGUUAUCUUUCAGAAAACUGAAGCUAUAAUCAGCUGUCUCUCCGCAAACACAGCAAGACUCCUUCAUACUAAAAAAAAAGUAUAUUCAAAUGUAGUGUUGUAGUCAUGACCGCUCUAACCGAGACCAAGAAAUACCCGAGACGAGAAUACUCCGAGACCGAGAAGAACAAGACAUUUAAGGAUCGAGACUGAGUCCAUAACCAAGACCAAGGCAGGUCGAGACCGAGACAAGAACUCGACCAUAAAUAUCAAUGAAAAAUCAUUAUCUUGUGUGCAGGGGGACAUGCCACUAAUUUAGACCGUUACACUGGGAAGGUCUGGAGUCCGCCUUGUCUGAUACCGAGACAAGACCGAGCCAAAAUGCUUGCGAUUCCUACACGAGAUCAAGACCUCUACCGUUCAAGUAAUACAACACUGUUCAUAUGUAUAUCCACAUUUUAACCUUCCACGAUUCUGCAUAUAGAACCUUGUUUUUAAAAUUUUUGGAACAAAUAAUAAUUUUUUUAAUGAA
Molecule: messenger RNA, 3531 nt
Organism: Labrus bergylta (ballan wrasse)
Lineage: Eukaryota; Metazoa; Chordata; Actinopteri; Labriformes; Labridae
Source: RefSeq, a predicted model, not a curated record